AUGGGAGGUUCGAGGGGAGAGAGGGACAGAUCGGUGAAAGAUUAUCAGUUCACGAAUAUGCUGGCGAAGAUUGUUGUGCUUUAUAUUUUUUUAAAUUUAAGUUCCGCUUGGGAGCGGUAUGAAAAACCGCUGGAAACAUUGCCAUUGAAUAAGGUGAGCCCACAGUCACAAAUUUAAACCGAAUUUACUGUAAUAAUCGUGUCGUAGCCCAUCUAAUAAUAAUUUCAAGAAUGGUGUCUACGAAAUCAACCUUACAGUCACCAAUAUGAUCUCAAUGACUCGAAUAGCCAGCGAUGGACAAAUCCAGGUCAUCGAUUAUGAUCCAUUGUCAGUAAGUUGUCAAUACGGUGUCGCUUUUGAGCAGUGCUUUCUUUAAUAUGCCUAAGCGGAAAAAACCGUAAAAAUGCUGCAGGAAGAAUGGAGUCAGCGAGACCCCGAUCGUUCAACCCCUUGUGAUGCUGGUUGGCCAAUCUUGAACAAAACCUCGGGUCUAAUGAAAGAGACGGUUGAGUUGCAUGGGCUGAUUCAGCAUACGGGAAAACAUGUCAGAGUCGUGACAUUGAACGGUGAGACGCCAGGGCCGGAUAUUCGAGUUCCUCUCGGCGGAGAAGUAAUUAUGAGAGUAAUCAACCGAUUGGAUUCCGAGGCCAUCACUCUUCAUGUUCACGGGAUGGAUAAGAAGAAUAUGUGGUACACAGAUGGAGUGGCAUUUGUGCAACAAUGCCCUGUGACGUCCGGAUCCAGUCAUAGCUAUCGGUAGCCAUUACACGUUUCUUUGAUGUGAAAUUGCUUUUGAAGUUUCGAAUACAAAUUCCUUACAGAUUCAUCGCAGAUACUCCAGGGACCAUGUGGUACCAUGGUCAUCUAAAUAACGACAGAGGGGACGGCUUAUUAGGAGGAUUUGUUGUUCAAACAGAGGACGAAAAAAUUAAAAGGAUUGAUGGGAGCUUUGUGGAAGCUGAACGGGAAUACAUGAUGAUAUUGCAGGUAACAUCGCUUUCUAAAGUCGACGCUGCUUCAAAUUUAACAUUGAUCGCUUCUUAAGGACUGGGCGGAACUCGUCUCCGGCGAGACCUGGGAAAUGCAUGUGCAUAUGACAAUGAAGUGGGUCGGUCAUGGAUUUGACGACGAGGCGCGACAGAAAUGCUGGGCUCCCAAAAGAACAUACGACGGAUCAAAUAUUGGAGGAUCGAUUCCUUUAGCGGCUAUUUUGGUAAACAACAAAGGAUGGUAUAAUCAAGAAGAUAUCAGAAACCGACCAGCUCGCUUGCCCUUGACUACAUACCAAAUUAAGAGAGGAGAACACCAAAGAUAUAGGGUAGUCAACGGAGGAGUUAGUCAAGGAUUGAUGGUCUGGUGCGAAGGGCAUCAAAUCACAGUGAUCUCAGCCGAUGGUGUUGAUGUGGAUCCAGUUGUGGUGAGAAUAUUUGAUACACAAAAUUUGUGGCAUCCUUUCAUAAAAAAAACUUUUGAACCUUGGCUAGUAAUCAACUCGUUUUAGGUUGACGCCCUUAUGGUAUUUCCCGGGGAACGCUAUGACAUCCAUAUUCAAGGGCUCGCAAAUCCCGACCGAAAGAAAUAUCGUUUUAUUAUUGACACUAUUGAAUAUUUUAAUUGGGAUUGGACUGUUGGCGAUAUUCAAGUUGGCCUGGCCAACCUUGAAUACGAAGAUGCUGAUUUGCCGGAUUCCAAUACAGUAGACUUUAGCCACUCUCAUUGCAGUGCGACUAAACGAUGUGUGAUUUUGAAUUGCCCUUUUUUGGAUUUCAAAAAAUCUUUGAAUUUCACUUGUCUUGGUGCUCACAAAUUGCAAAAUGCAGAGCAAAUCGAAGGCGACGAGGAUAUGUUGGAAAGGAAGAUGUUUCGAGACGGAUUCAAGGUAGUUUGAUUCCGAUUACUGAGCAGUAACCACUUACAUGCAGGAAGUUUUUGCCAAUAUGCACUUUGACAACCACAUCGACGGGUAUAUGUAUCAGUCUCCGAAAGGAAUUCCGUACUACCACUACGGCCAUAUGAGCUCAGUUGCGCUGGCUUGUGAUCCGUUCAAGUGUGACCGUUACCAUUCUUUCAAAUGGAAUCAUGACUGCGACUGUUUCUUCCAUUACGAGUUCAAUUUGGGGGAUAUUGUGCAGGUAAGUGAAAAAAUACGAUAG
Bursaphelenchus xylophilus (pine wood nematode) is the source of this 2153-nucleotide messenger RNA. Lineage: Eukaryota; Metazoa; Nematoda; Chromadorea; Rhabditida; Aphelenchoididae. The record is from the annotation of a GenBank genome assembly.